Molecule: messenger RNA, 598 nt
Organism: Episyrphus balteatus (marmalade hoverfly)
Lineage: Eukaryota; Metazoa; Arthropoda; Insecta; Diptera; Syrphidae
Product: protein LTO1 homolog
Exons: 2
Coding region: 191-598 (135 amino acids)
Source: RefSeq, a predicted model, not a curated record
AAUAUCGACUACACAUUUGUCAUCAAAAAAUCCAAAAUCGAGGGAGAAAUUUAAAAUUAAUUUUGUAUUUAUUUAUUUAUUUUUAUCACGGUCUUUUAAUUAAAUCAAUUUCAUAAUUAAAAACAAAAACUCACGUGGCAAAGUCAAUUCAUCUCCCACCCAAUUAUCACAUUUCACCCACUUCCAUGCAAUGACAACACUUGAAGAACGCGACAUCAACGAUAUCUUUGACGAUAUCGCUUUAAUUGAAGAGAAACUAUCAAAAAAAAGCUACCAAGAAGGCUUCGAAGACGGUGUAAAAGAAGGUAACUUAGAAGGUUAUAAAAUAGGUUAUGCUCAAGGAGUUAGUUUGGGUGAAGAACUUGGAUCAUAUUACGGAACAGUAAUAGCCCACUUACAACUGCCACAUUCCGAACGUAUACGAAAAACAUUAGAACUGGUCAAAUCUGCAAUUGAGAAAUUCCCCCGGGCAAACGACCCAGAAGCUGACAUUGUUGGCGAAAUCCAACAAAUUCGCACUCAAUACAAGAAGCUAAAAGCUAUGCUAAGAUUGCCCACUGAAGAAACAUCAGUGGAACAAAAGGAUUUAUCAUUUUGA